Sinocyclocheilus grahami is the source of this 16669-nucleotide messenger RNA. Its product is annotated as Usher syndrome 2A (autosomal recessive, mild). The transcript has 72 exons. Gene Ontology annotation, molecular function: protein binding. The record is from RefSeq and is a predicted model, not a curated record. Lineage: Eukaryota; Metazoa; Chordata; Actinopteri; Cypriniformes; Cyprinidae. The coding region runs from base 406 to 16050 and encodes 5214 amino acids.
UUGCUUAGCGACGUCGAGUGGCGUUUCUGAGCCAAGAGAUCCUCUUGUUAAAUCGAGACGUAAUGUAACACUGACAUCUUCCUCCAGCGACCGACCAAUGAUGCCAACAGGUGUUUUGUUUUUAUUCGUGGCGGAUAUGUGCACGUAUGUUAUUUUAUCAGCAUUUUGGUCAAUUGUUUUUAGAGUGAUCGCGCGCUCAAGUUCUGGAUAGGAGCAGAUGGCAAACUCUCAUAAUCUGCUUUGCUCAGAGUGGCCACGCGCUCCUUGAAUGCAUCAUGCGCCGAGGACUUUGACGGGCCCAAAUCCUAGCUAUCAUGUGAAGGCUUUGGCCUCCUCUUUGACAUUGUGCCAUUAAGCUGCGCUGCCUUACUCAAGGCACUGGACUGUAAAAAUGUCACCACCGGCAUGACCAUCAUUACUUAUUUAAGAUCACUACAUCAGGAGGUAACAUCGCCACCAGCAACGAAUUGGCUCCUUGGGCACAAAGGUGCUAUGUUAUUACUGUACACCCUAGGCUUUUAUGCCUCCCUUGGCCUGGCUGCCCCCCAGGGCAACUUCCCCAGGCUCGAGAACAUAGGGGCAUAUAAAUCUGUCAGCACCAUGCCGACGAGGGCCACAUGUGGAAUUCCUGAGAGAAGUACUUUCUGUCAAGCCGGCCAGGUUCAGGAGGAUCUCCACACCUGUAUCCAGAAGUUCUGCAUCCAGGAGUGUCCGUAUAGCUCCUCUACGCUAGACUACACUGACAUCCUCGCCACAAGCAUGGGCAUGUGCUGGAAGGGUGAUGCAUGGGACCACCGUCCAGGCGCGGAGGUCGAUUCCACCAGCUUCAUCUUUCCGACCUCAAGAGGUUGUCCGGCUUCCCCGUCGACUCUAAGCUUCGGCCUAGCGAGCUCCUUUACUCUAACGGUGUGGCUGAAACUCGAGCAAGACACUGUAAUGACUUUAAUGGAAAAGAGCGCUGUGGGCAGACUGGUGCUGCUGGUGACCGUCUCCAAGGAUGAUAUUCAGAUCCACUACGGCAUUCACAGCAAACAAAACUUCUCCAUAAGCAUGAAGACUGCAGGUCAUAUUAGCAUAGGCCACUGGACACACAUGGCUCUACAGAUACAUGACACAAGUGUGAGCUUGUUCCUGAAUGGUCAAGAGGAUGAUGGCACAGCUUUGGACACACAAACCUUGGCAGGAUCAGUAGAUGACAUCACCUCAGAGGGGGCUCUGUGGAUCGGUACAAGUUCUAACGGGUCAAAUCAAUUAAUUGGAAGGAUGCAGGAUUUUAGAUUUUAUCCAAAGACGUUAACCAACAGAGAGAUUGAAGAGGUUUACACUGGACAAUUUCCUCACCUACACACCCAGUCAACAUGCCGCUGCCCUGCCAGCCACCCCAAAGUGCACCCCCUAGUGGAGAGGUACUGCAUCCCCAACGCAGCCAAUGAUACCACCCAUAACAAAGUUCUCCGUCUGAACCAGGAUGCCCACCCCCUGCAUUACAUCAACGACAAUGACAUUGGAACCACCUGGAUCUCCUCCAUCUUUCCCACUUUAGAGCUGCUGGACAAAGGAAUAACGAUCAGUAUAGACCUGGAGAAUGGACAGUACCAGGUUUUCUACGUGAUACUCCAGUUCCUCAAUGCUCAGCCUGAAGCAGUCCACAUUCAAAGGAAGACAACUGAGAGCUCAGCAUGGAAGGACUGGCAGUUCUUGGCCAAGAACUGCAGCUAUUUUGGAAUGGAGGAUAACGGGCCUUUGGAACGUCCUGAUUCUGUAAACUGUCUACAGUUGCCCAGCAACAUACCUUUCUCCCGCGGAAAUAUCACCUUUAGCAUGCUGACACCCGAGCCGAACCUGCGACCGGGCUACAAUGACUUCUACAACAGUGCCGCCCUGCAGGAAUUUGUAAGAGCCACGCAUGUGAGAAUCCACCUCCACGCCCAGUACCACACCCAAGAUCCCGCGGUUCCUUUCCGUCAUCGCUACUACGCCGUGGACGAGAUCACCAUCAGUGGCAGGUGUGAGUGCCAUGGCCAUGCAGACAGCUGUGACACUAGUGUGAGUCCGUACCGGUGCGCCUGCCUUCCAGAGAGCCACACACAUGGAGCUAAUUGCGAGAGCUGCUCUCCUCUCUUCAAUGACAAGCCAUUCAGAGCUGGAGAUCAGGUACAGGCGUACAACUGCCGCCCAUGCCAGUGCUACGGCCACACCUCUUCCUGCCACUACAAUGCCAGCCUGGAUCCUCACCCUGAAGAUCACUUUAGAGGAGGAGGAGGGGUGUGUGAUAACUGUACACAUCACACCACAGGCAGGAACUGUGAGCGGUGUCGGAGUCUGUUCUACAGGGAAGUGGGUGCACUCCUGUGGGCCAAGGACGUGUGCAAACCGUGUGAGUGCCACAGCACUGGGACCGUCAAUGGCAGUUUAGAAUGUGAAGCGAUCGGGGGGCAGUGUAAGUGCAAGCGACAUGUGUCUGGCAGACAGUGCAAUCAGUGCCAACACGGAUUCUACAAGCUGCAGUCGGCACUGGCUGACGGCUGCCACGCCUGUAACUGCAAUACCGCCGGGACCGUGCAGCCAGAUAUUACCUGUCACCAGGACUCAGGUCAAUGCCAGUGUAAGGCAAACGUAAUCGGUCUAACCUGUGACCGUUGUAACUACGGCUUCAAAUUCCUCAAUCGCACAGAUCCUGAUGGCUGCAUUCCCUGUGGUUGCGACCCAUGGGGUUCUCUACACCAGUUCUGCAAUCCUUUCACUGGCCAGUGCGAGUGCAAAGAUGGCGUACGAGGCCUCCUCUGUGACACCUGCAUCCCUCACUUCUACAGUCUGAAUGGCAGUGGAGUCUGCCUGCCCUGUGACUGCAGUCCAAACGGAUCUGUUCCCGGUACCUCCUGUGAUGCGGUGACCGGACAGUGUAGGUGCAAACCUCACACAGAGGGCCGGCGGUGUGACGUGUGCCGGGAUGGAUACCACAGUCUGCACAGCAGCAACUCCUUGGGCUGUGUGCCUUGCCAGUGUGAGCUCAGAGGCACGGUAAAUGGUUCAGAUGUGUGCGACAAGACCACAGGCCAAUGCAUGUGUAAAAACAACGUAGAGGGACUAAGUUGUAAUCGAUGCUCAUCUCACACCUACAACCUGAGUUCUGCCAACGCCACGCAUGGAUGUCAACCAUGUCACUGUGAUCACAUGGGCACCGUACCUGCAACCGUGUGCAACCCUGUUAGUGGUCAAUGCAUCUGCUUGCCCACACGUUACGGUCAAGACUGUGGAACCUGUAAACCAGGUUUCUUCCUGUCUGAGGCGGGGUUCAGCGAGUGUGAAGUGUGUGAAUGUCACUCUGUUGGAGCGGUAGGGCAGGUGUGUGCUGCCCACUCAGGGCAGUGUGUGUGUGCUCACCCAUCACUGACCGGUCGCAGAUGCGACCAGUGCCAGGAUCUCUUCUUUGGCUUUAAUCCAAGUGUUGGCAGGUGUGAGCCUUGUGGAUGUGAUCCUGUCGGGGGAUUCAAUGGCACAUGCCACCCCCAGACGGGGCAGUGUCUGUGCAAGCCGUAUAUGACUGGAGAUAAAUGUGACAUCUGUGUGGAGGGAGCCAGUCACAUGGAUCCAAACAACUACUUGGGCUGCAGUAAAGAUCCCCAACAGCAGCCUCCUCCUCUCGGCCAGGUUCUAAACUCCACGGCUAUAGAGUUGAGCUGGAGAGCCCCUGACUCCCCCAACAGCAAUGAACUGAUGUACACACUGCUUCGAGAUUCAGAGAUCAUCCACAUCAGCCACAGCCAGCACCCAUUCGGAACUAUGCAUUACACAGAUGCUGAUUUGUCUCCUUACACGGCAUAUUCUUACCAGCUCAUCACUAGCAAUAUCCGUGCUAACACCAGCAGUACCACGGUCAGCUUACGCACACUGUCAGCUGUACCUGAGCAAGAGGAACUCCAAUUAACCCUUGUGGGUCGAGCCAAGCCCACCAGCGCCUCCUUUAACUGGACAGAGCAUUUGAACACCACUGGUCCAGUGGACAGCUAUACCCUGAGCUCGAUACAGGAUCUGACCGGAGAAGAGAGGAUCCACUACACAGGACUUCAAACAGAGGCUACCGCUGAGGAGCUGCAACCCUUCACUGGAUACAACUUCAGUCUGCAGGCUUGCACUAACGGAGGCUGCGCUCGCAGCGAGAGUCUGAUCAUACUUACCGCUCAGAUACCUCCUCAGCAGCAGCCUGCACCCACAAUCACAACCAUAGGGUCCUCUCAACUCCAAGUGGACUGGGAACCGCCAGUGUUACCUAAUGGCAUAAUUAUCAGGUAUGAGCUUUUUAUGCAGCUGCAGAAUGAGUCGCAGAGAAACGCCACCAGUUACGGUCCAGAGCAAAGGGUUUUUCUCAGUAGUGGCUGGCAGAACGCGCGGCAGUCGUUGAGCUCGGCCAAUGAGAAUGCUCUAACCCCGCCUGAGAGCAGUACGGUUGUGUCCAAUCUAGAAUCCUUUUCCACCUACCGCUUCAGAGUGCUCACAGUUAACAUGGCUGGCAGUACCCUGUCAGAGUGGGCCACGGGGCGAACUGCAGAAGGAGUGCCCGAGUACAUGCCCCCUCCUCAUGUGUCCCCUGUGUCCUCGUCCUCACUCCAAGUGAGCUGGGAAAUGCCACAGGACAAAGACGUCAGGGGCGAAGUGACUGAGUACAGAGUCAACCUUCACCAAGAACAAAUGUCCAACCCAUACGCUCCACCUAUAGUAACACAGGUGCUGUACAGUGGAUCAGCACAGGAGCGGAGUUACACGGCAGGAGGACUGAAGGCCUAUGUGGAGUACAGUUUUACUGUAACUGUGUGCAACAGACAGGGCUGCGUGAGCAGUCCACCUGCAUCAAGCCGAACUCUGCCUUCCGCCCCGGCAGGUCAAAGCGCCCCUACAUUAAGACCGCUGAAUAUGACUGUGAUGAAGGUUUCCUGGGAUGCCCCGGCCGAGCUCAAUGGGCCUCCACCUCUGUACCAUGUGGAGCGGACGGAUGUGUCUUUGUCUGACACCCAGGGUCAGGUUAUAAGGGGGAGACGCUUCACAGGGAGUGGCUACUUCAGAUUUCCCAGCUCCACUUUGCCUGUCAACACUGACUUCACAGGCCUGCAGCUGAGUUUCCGGACACACGUCGAGGAGGGACUAUUGCUGUUUGCGGUUUCCCCUGGGGAACAGGAGGAGUAUGUCGCUCUGCAAAUACACAACGGCCGUCCAUACUUCCUCUUUGACCCUCAGGCCUCAGCCGUGGCCCUCAGCCCUAGCAACGAUGGAGGUAGACGCUAUAAUGACAACCAGUGGCACCAUCUGAUCGCUACCAGGAAACAGGCUGUGGGAACAAUCAUUGUCGACAAUCAGUACAGCGGAUCAGCAUCAGCCACAAGUGGGAACACCAUCAUUGGUCAGAACACGGGUGUCUUCAUAGGAGGGAUUCCAGAGAAUUUCACCAUUCUUAGACAAGACACUGGUCAAGCCAAGCUGGUGCAGCAGGGGUUUGCUGGGUGUUUGAGAGAUGUGAUGGUGCAGAAAUCCAGUGGCACUACUUAUGCAUGGGAGCCUCUGGACUGGGACUCAGCACUUGAAAAACAUGAGACCUAUGAAAGCUGGGAGGGCUGUCCUGCUGUCUCUGAAGAUGGGGCGUACUUCCUAGGACAUGGGUUUCUGAAGGUCAAGCCUGAAAUAUUCGCUGGAGGAGAUUAUUUUGAAAUAUCAUUUGAGUUCAAAACUGAUCAGCUAAAUGCAAUGCUGUUGUUCGCUUACGAUAUAGAUGGGAAAGAUUUCAUUUUGGCGGAGCUGCAGGGUGGAGUUCUCUUCUGGGUGUUGCGUUGGGGUGAACAGAUGGCAGAGUUGAGCGUAUGGGUGGGCCUGUCCUAUUGUGAUGGGGGCUGGAACACUUUAAAUGUGCUGAAGAGGGGCCCGUUAGCGAGUGCUGGCCUCAAUGGCAUAUAUGAACAGGACAGGAAGGGCAUAGGUGGCCCUCUGACCAUCAGCUCUCCACUCUAUCUAGGGGGAGUCCCACCUGGAGUGAAGCACCCAGCCCUGAACAAACACAGUUUUCUGCACGGUUUUGGCGGCUGCAUCAGGGAUGUUAGAUUCGCGCGUGGGCCUGUCGUAAGCUUGGCGGCCGUGUCCAGCAGUGCUGUCAGAGUCAAUCUGGAUGGAUGCCUGUCAGCUGACACAAGCGUUAACUGCAGGGGAAACGACUCCAUUCUGGUGUACACGGGCAGAGACAGGAGCGCAGAGGACCUGACUCUGCAGCCCUUCACGGAGUAUUUGUACAGAGUGAUGGCAUCAGGAGAAGGAGGUUGGACAGCCGGGCCAUGGCAGCGGGGGCGCAGCGGAGAGACAGUUCCACAAAGUGUGCUGCCUCCCUCCAGAGUUGGGAGUGUAAAUGGUUCCAGCGUGGAGGUGAGCUGGGAGGAGCCGGCGGAGGUCAGAGGUGUAAUUGAGAAGUACGUACUGAAAGCAUACAGCCAGGACCAUACCUCCUCACCCCCCAUCAGCGCCACCUUCCCCCACUCUCAGCACCUGACAGGCACUUUAAGUGGCUUGGCUCCUUUUAGCAGCUACAGUAUUACCCUAACGGCGUGCACUCAGGCCGGGUGCACCGAGAGCCCGUUCGCCAUCGGCUUCAGCACUCCACAAGAGGCUCCGGAGGAGGUUCCUUUACCUGCUGCAAUCUCUUACCCUAACUCUCUGUCUGUCCACUGGGAUCCUCCACUUAAACCCAAUGGCAUCAUCACCCAAUAUAUCCUCUACAAAGACAAUACUUUUGUGUACCAAGGCAACUUGACCAGCUUCAAUAUCACAGGUGUUGGUGUAUUCACUCCUCAUAAGUUGAUGUUGAGUGCUUGUACUGAGGCAGGAUGCACCAACAGUUCCCAGGUUACCCUGUUCACAGGUCAGUUGCCCCCCACGCAUGUAGAGCCAACCAUCCUGACCGUACUGGAUGCACGCAGUAUCCACAUACAGUGGGCUGCUCCAAUGGAGGUGAACGGCCUGCUGGAGUUCUAUACGCUGUACCAGUCUGCCUUAGGAGAAGAGCCGGUCGUCGUCUAUAACAGCUCUGAGCUUUUUGAGGAUUAUACAGUGCGGAACCUCAUCCCUGGAUCAAGCUACCUGUUUCAGAUAGCAGCUUGCACGGGAGGUGGAUGCACCCUCAGUAACCCCAGCGUUGCCCACACUGAAGAGAGUUCACCAGAGGAAGUGCCUGCCCCCAACAUCCUGUCACUCUCCCCAUAUUCCCUCAAUGUGUCCUGGACCCCCCCUCGCAAGCCCAACGGUGUGAUUAGCAGCUAUGGUCUUUGGAUGGAUGGCACGCUGGUGCAGAAUUCGUCUCUUAUGGGUUUCGAGGUCGGUGAUCUGUCCCCAUGGAGCCUCCACAGCUUCCGUGUGCAGGCCUGCACGGCUCAGGGCUGCGCUCUGGGGCCCCUGGUGGAAGGCAGGACUUUAGAGAUGCCUCCCGCUGGUCACAUGACCCUGGAUGUCCUCAGUGAGACUCCACAUUCAGUGCGAGCCAAGUGGGAGGCCCCAGCUAAACCCAACGGAAAUCUGACCUACACAGUCCUCUUCACCGGGCCAGGUAAAUCAAACUUAACUGCUCCCUUCACACCUCCACAUCCUCCCUCAGUUCCUUCAAGUAAACGCAACAUUGCUUCCCUGCAUGCUGCCUCUGCUCCUUCUCCAGAUGGCCUCAUGCCCCCCAGGCUGGCAGCUGUAACCCCCACCUCGCUGCAGGUGGCCUGGGCUGCUCCAGCCCGUCACAACGCUCCAGGACCUUUGCGCUACCGGCUCCAGAUGAGGACUUCAGCUUCCCCACAAGUUCACCAGUUAAUGGACGAUGAGACGACUGUAUUUAGUCACAUGGUUAAGGACCUUGAACCCUUUACCGAGUAUCACUUCAGACUGCUGGUGUCCAACAACCAUGGAGAAACCAGCAGCCCAUGGGUCUCUUUUUUUACUGCACAAGACAGGCCUGGAUCUGUUGACCCUCCUGUACUCUCUGACAUCCAACCCAGAAGUGCUUCUGUCUCCUGGUCUCCUCCGUCCCAGCCCAACGGCAUCAUCACCCAUUAUAACAUCUACCAAAACCACCAGUUAAGUGUCUUUGUGCCAGGAAACAGCACCAGCCACACUCUUUCUCAACUUGCACCCUAUCAGCAGUAUACCAUUGAGGUGGAGGCCUGCACAGCAGCCGGCUGCACUCUUUCCUCUCAGUCCCACACCAUACGCACCCCUCCAGCCCCCCCAGAGGACGUCCCAGCCCCGCAGCUUUACUCGGACACCCCCACAUCAGUGCUCUUGUCCUGGGCCCCACCACGUCAUGCCAACGGUGAACUGGACGGCUACACCAUUGAGAGGAGAGUCACUGCCACACAACAGAUUUCUACUGUGGCCACACUGCAGCCCAACCAGACAUUCACUUACCUAGACAGCUCUGCUACACUCAGCCCCUGGACCAAUUAUGAGUACCGCAUUGUGGCUCACACAAGGCUGGGUGGAUCCAAUAGCAGUGAGUGGGAGAAAGUGACCACUAGACCAUCAAGACCUGCAGGACUGCAGUCGCCUCAAGUGCUGGUUUUGGGACCAGAGUCAGUACAGGUUACAUGGUCCGCUCCACUCAUACCCAGUGGAGAAGUUGAGCGGUAUGAGAUCCGCAUGCCUGAUCCACGCAUCUCACACACCAAUACGUCCAUGCUCAACCGUACUGUUACCAACCUGCUGCCCUACACCAACUACAGCAUCACCGUCCUUGCCUGCUCAGGAGGUGGAGGCCAUGUCGGAGGCUGCACUGAGAGCUCCGCAACGCUGGUUACUACAUUACCCACAAUCCCAGAAGGUCUGCCAUCCCUGUCAGUAGUAGCCAUCAGUGAAUCUUUCCUGGCUGUUUCAUGGCAACUCCCAUCAAGGCCGAAUGGGCCCAACAUAAGAUUUGAGCUGUUGAGACGGAAAACCCAGCAGCCCCUGGCCUCCCGUCCCCCCGAAGAUUUGAAUCUGUGGUACAAUGUUUACGCAGGAACCAAAUUGUUUCAUGAAGAUAAAGGCCUUAGCAGGUACACAUGGUACGAAUACAAACUUCUGGUUCACAAUGAUGUUGGCUACGCUUCAGGGGAGGUUGCCACAGGGGUCACACUGGCUGGGCAACCCCUCACCCCCACCAGCAUAUCUGUCCAAGUUCUCAAUCAUACAGCGAUCCUGGUCAACUGGUCCACCCCCACUCUGCAAGAUUUGCAGGGAAGUGUGGAGGACUACAUCCUUAUGGUUCUGUCCACCCAGCACAGGCAGACUCUUGCACUUGACCCCGCUGCGACCUCUGUGGUCAUCUCUGACCUGCAGCCCAGCACAGAGUACAAGCUCUCCUUGACUGUAUCCAACGGUGCUCACAACAUUACCAGUCCUGAGGUCAGCUGCACUACUACAGAUGGAGAACCUGAAGGAGUCUUUCCUCCAGAGGUGGUGGUCCUAAAUAGCACAGCAGUGAGGGUGCUAUGGACAGCUCCUCUUGUUCCAAAUGGUGUAGUCACAAAGUACUCCAUCUAUCUUGAUGGCCAUCUCUAUGAGUCUACUAGCAAUGGAACUGGAUCACUGGAAGUGGGAGGACUUUUGCCGUUCACUGUCCACAGUAUUCAGGUGGAGGUGUGUACCGUGUAUGCGUGUGUGGAGAGUAACAGCACUCAGAUGACCACGGUGGAGGACACACCGACUGAAAUCGCCAAACCUCAGAUUCAGGUGCUUAGCUCAAGAUCAGUUAAACUAGAAUGGACAUCACCUGGUAAGCCCAAUGGCAUUCUGGGAGGAUAUGACGUGUGGCGGAGCACCCUGCAGCGGUGCGAGGAGCUGCAGACCCAGCAGGCGUUUGCUCCUCAGGCUCACUGCUCGUACCUGGAGUGCCUUGCAGAACAAGACUUCUGCGGCAAGACCUGUUAUAAGCCUGAGACACAGGUAUGCUGUGCAGGGACUGUUCACAGCGUAAAUCAGUCUCAUCAGUGUUGUGAAGAGCGUUAUGUUCCAGCUUUAGAGGAUUCUGGGAGUGUGUGUUGUGGAGGUCAGUUUUUCCAGCCUAUGCCUCAACACCAGUGCUGUGGAGGAUAUUACAUACUAGUUCCACCAGGAGAGGUCUGUUGUCCGGACUCUGUGGAACGGCGUGUAUCUGUUGGUCUCGGGGACUCGUGUUGUGGUGGGAGUCCUUUCAUGUCUGGAGCCAGACAGAUCUGCUGUGGGGGGCAUCUUUAUGAUGGCUUCAGCUCCCAGUGCUGUGGAGGACAGCUAGUCCCAAGAGAGAUGGUGUGCUGUGGGGAUGCUCACCAGGGGACGCCCUAUAAACAUGUAUCAGGCUUCUUCUGCUGUGGAGAGCACUACAUCAACACAUCUACUUCCUGGUGCUGCACGGGUCCCGGCGGAGAGUCUAAAGUCCAUGUGGUGGAGAACAGGAUGGCGUCGCUGAAGUGCUGCUGGUCAGAGGUGAUUGAUCAGGAGGAAGAGUGUUGUAAUGGAGUGGGCUUCAAUCCGCUCACAUCUGUGUGUGCUGACAGAGCCCCGGCCAGCAUCCUCAUCCUGGAGAAAUGCCGCCCCAGUACAGUGUGUCCUGUGUCGGUGGCCGCAGGAGCGUACUGUGGCUUGUGUGAUUUUAGCCCGGUACAGUCCAUCUGUACAUGGGUACCAGGUGAGCCGGUCUCUACGCACGUUUCAUCUCCCUCUGCUGCCGCCCACAGCCAGCUCUGCCCAUCCUCAGAGGAGCUGAUAUACAGUGGAAUGGCAAAACGAUGCAGUUUCACAGACACUGAACUGGACCCUUACACCAGUUAUGAGUAUAGGAUUGGUGCCUGGAACAGCUUUGGCCGUGGGUUCAGUCCCUCCUCUCGUGUCACUACUAAAGAAGAUGCGCCCUGGAUUGUGUCUCCUCCUCACUGGAGCCAUGUGGGUCUGCGUGAUGACAUCAUCCAGCUUGAAUGGUCAGCCCCUAACAAGCCAAAUGGUGAGAUAAGUCACUAUGUGAUCCUGCGUGAUGGACAGGAGCGCUACCGUGGCACUGAUCAUAGCUUCACUGAUGCAGGAGGAAUCCGACCUUUUCAGGAGUAUGUGUACCAGCUCAGAGCCUGUACUGCUGCCGGCUGCACAGACAGCUCAAAAGUUGUGGCAUUGACUGUCCAGGGGGAGCCAGAGGGAAUUGCUGCUCCGGUGGUGAGCGUGCUGGGGCCCAGGGCCCUAAGGAUCAGCUGGGUAGUUCCGGCCAAACCGAACGGUAUCAUCCGAGAGUACCGCAUCAAUCAGAGCACUGUUGGAGUCAUCCACACACAUACAGAAGGGGAGAUGGCUUAUAAUGUCGCAGGUCUGGAGCCUCACACCAACUACAGCUUCAUUGUUGUUGCAUGCACUACAGCUGGUUGCGGAGCAAGUCAGCCAUCUAUGGGCCGCACGCUGGAAGAUGCACCAGCAGAUGUGUGGACAGUGCCCAGGCAUAUACAGGUGAACUCCUCAGCAGUGGAGCUUCACUGGAGCCAACCUCUCAAACCCAAUGGCCUACUCUCUCAGUAUCGGCUGCUGCGUGACAGAGUGGUCGUCUUCACCGGUGACGGAGGAAAGAUGAGCUACAUAGACACUGGCCUUCAGCCCAACACCAGAUAUGUGUACGAGUUGGAGGCCAACACCAGCGGCGGGAGCAGUCUCAGUGAUAGAUAUGUCAUUCAGACCCCCAUCUCCUCCCCGGAAAGGAUUCCUCCUCCGUAUAAUGUCAGCCUCCGUGGCCCUCGCUCCAUCUUUGUUGCCUGGUCACCCCCAGGUGUGUAUAAUUCAAGUGGCCCUUUGGAAUAUAACGUCCUGCUCAAUGCAGGCACUGAGCGGCCCCUCAUCCGCCCUGCUGGACCAGAGCACUUCCUGUUACUGCAAGGACUAGACCCCUACACCGUCUACCACAUUCAAGUACAGGCCUGUCAGCCAGAUGGUUGUGGUGUAGGACAGGGGGUGUCUGUUCGGACCCCUGAGGCUGUUCCGUUAGCUCAGGACCCUCCAGUUCUCACAGCUGCAGGUGCGACUGUUAUCGAGGUCCGCUGGAGUCCGCCAAACAAACCCAACGGCCUCAUCACUAGCUACUUCAUAUACAGACGACCAACUGGAACUCAAGAGGAGCUGCUGGUGUUCAUCUGGACCGAAGGUCCCCUAGAGUUCACCGAUGCCUCAGAUUCCCUUCUACCGUUCAGUGAAUAUGAAUACAGAGUCACUGCCGACAACUCUAAAGGCUCUGCCUUCAGCUCCUGGACCUCUGUCCGAACUCUAGAGGCAGAACCGCAGGGAAUGGAUGCGCCCUCGGCCCGCCCUGCCAGUGCCUACUCUCUUCUGCUGAGCUGGACCCAGCCUAGCAUGCCAAACGGAGGGAUCUCCAAGUACAGAGUGGUGUACCAGAAACUACUCAACGAUCCUACGUUCAACUCCACAACUGUUACUGCUCUUACAGUUCUGGGUAACAUUUUUCAGGCUCAUGUCUUUGGGUUGGAGCCAUACACCACAUAUAAUGUGCAUGUAGAAGCAGUUAAUGGAGCAGGUCAGGUGCCUAGUCCUUGGACCACCGUUCAGACCCUUGAAGCCUCUCCAAGUGGCCUGGCUAACUUCAGCGUGGAGAAGAGAGAACAUGGCCGAGCGCUGCUUCUACAGUGGGCUGAACCAGCCUCUCCAAAUGGAGUCAUCAAAAUGUACAAUAUCUUCAAUGAGGAAAACUUGGAGUUCAGCGGGCUUGCACGUCAAUUCCUGUUCCGCCGUCUGGAACCCUACACUGUGUACACGCUCGUUCUCGAAGCUUGCACCGAAGCGGGCUGUACAAGGACUGCACCUCAACGCGUAACCACCGAGGAGGCCGCCCCGUCCUCUCAACCGGCUCCUACGGUACAGCAGGUUCAAUCCCGCAGCGUGGAGCUCCGCUGGUAUCCACCCACCCACCCCAAUGGCAGGAUCCUGCAGUACCAGGUUCUGGCUGUAAGUCUAGAGGAUGGCAGGGUACGGAGUGAUGAAGAUGACUCAAUGAGAGCCAAGAUUGUGUUCAUCCAGAACAACACCCAAGCUAACAGCUUCUCCUAUAAUAUGUCUGGACUUUUGCCCUGGAGCAGGUACAAGUUUCGAGUGCGCGUAUCAAACGCGGCAGGAUAUACCAAUAGCCCGUGGCUCACAGUUCAAACCACACAAGCUCCUCCUAGAGGAUUGGCUCCUCCAGCUGUCAGUCAUGUAGAGGGCAAGCCUAAUGAAGUCUUCGUAGCUUGGACGCCUCCUUUGGAGCCCAAUGGUGUUCUUCUUACUUACAGGAUUCAGAGAGACAGCGUUGGCUUCCAUUUCAGCUUUGACUCAAGUGUGCUCAACUACACUGAUGUGGAUUUAACUCCAUACACUCUCUAUAGUUACGCAGUCAUUGCCUGCACCGUUGCUGGGUGUGUUACCAGUGAGCCGACGCAGAUCAGGACAUUAGAAGCCGCCCCUGCCAACGUAAAGCCGCCUACGGUGUCUGAUGUCACUUCCUAUUCACUCAAUGUGUCAUGGUCUGUUCCAUCCAUCCAGAAUGGUGAGACUGUGGUGUAUAUUCUCAAAAUUGAAGAUGAGGAGGUCUACCGAGGUAAACGGUUAAGUGCACAGGUUUUGGAUCUACAGCCACAUGUUUCCUACAUCCUCAUCUUGAUGGCUUGCACCAAUGGUGGCUGCACUGCCAGUUCGCCCACUUCAGUCCUGACAAGAGAAGCACCACCUUCAGGGAUGCCUGCCCCAUCUCUAAAAGUCACAGGCCCUGAAUCGGUUGAGGUCACGUGGAGAGAGCCCAUCCAGCCCAAUGGAGUAAUCAUAGGAUACGAGCUCCGUCGAAACGGGAGCCUCAUUUACACUGGCAUGGACACCCGUUACCAUGACUUCACCUUACUUUCAAGCGUCGCGUACAGCUACACCAUCACUGCCAAUAACAGUCAAGGAGCCACUACCAGUCUGCCAACUGUGGCCAGGACGCAGUCUUCAGCGCCCUCUGGUGUGGCUCCCCCCAGACUGCAGGCUCUGGGGCCAUUCAGCAUUAUGGUGCAGUGGGACACCCCUGCACGACCUAACGGGGUCAUCAUCAGCUACUCGCUUUACAAACGGGACCCAGCUGAGCCCGACGUGAAACGCUUCAUUUUCGCUUCACACCACAGUGCGUUUCAGAGCCAGAGCUUCUCCCUUACUGCACUAAAGGCCUACUACAGGUAUGAGGUAAGAGUGGAGGCCUGCACCCUGUUAGGCUGCGCUGCUAGUGACUGGUCUUCAAUACAGACGCUUGAGUCGCCUCCUGCUGGACAACCUGCCCCGCUGCUGGAGCUGCAAACUAACCCUAAGGGCAUACAGACAGUCUUUCUGCUGUCCUGGUCUCCUCCAGCUGAGCCAAAUGGGAAACUUUUGCACUACGAGCUAUACCGAAAACACGCUUUAAACAAGGAAAGCCGAUCUGUAACUACACUGGUCUACCGCAACUCCUCAACAUCCUGCCAUGAUGACAAACUCCUGCCCUACACAUCCUACGAAUACCAGGUGUGGGCUGUAAACUCAGCAGGUCGUGCUGGUAGCCCCUGGGCUCAAGGUCGCACAGGUCCAGCUCCUCCAGCGGGGUUGAGCCCGCCUAAAUUCUUGCACAUCCACGCCACCUCAGCUGUGGUGGAUAUCAGCCCACCCACCAAGCCAAAUGGCGUUGUCAGCCUCUACAGAGUCUUUGCACAAAACAAAGACUCAUACCAGCUGCUGUCUGAGGGGACGUCCCACCAGCAAACUCUCCAUGGUCUUAGGCCCUUCACUGUGUAUUCUGUAGGUGUGGAGGCCUGCACCUGUUUCCUGUGCUGCAGCCGAGGUCCCUUAAGUGAGCUCCGCACUCAGGCCUCUGCCCCGGCCCAGCAGCCCCUGCCACAUCUAAUCGCCCUUACCUCCCGCUCAGCUCUGGUGGAGUGGGACAUGCCUCUUCAGCCCAAUGGCAUCAUUGAAAGCUGUGAGCUCCACGUCCGAUCAUCCUGUCCUCAGCCACUGCAGCCUGUCCCUGUAACCUGUGUCGUCGGCCCUGUGGAGAUCAAGUUCUUUGGAAUGGGACAGAGCUUCAACAUCACUGGCCUACUGCCCUAUGCCAACUAUGAGCUGUGUGUAGUGUCUUACAAUAACAUGGGCAGCACUGCGUCUGACUGGGUCUCAAUCACCACACUCAAUGAAUCUCCUCAAUAUAAAGAGCCAUUUGUGGUGCACAGUAACAUCACCACAGUAUUUGUGGACUGGAGCGGCUCUUUCUCUUUGAACGGGCCUCUGAGAGAAUACAGCCUAACCGAGAACAAUCUGCGCAUCUACAGCGGCUUCCACAGCUCUCUGCACAUCCCACGCACCUCUGAUAAAUCCUUUGCAUUUCAAGUUACCUGCACCACUGACAGCGGCAGUGCCAGCUCUCCUGUCAUUAAAUACAACACGGCCACUGGUAUAGAUGCCGUGGAGUCGAGUUCUGGAGGUAAAACAGGUUUGAAUGGGGCUGAAUACCAGUUCUAUUCAGAGUUGUGGUUCAUCAUUCUUAUGGCAUUCCUGGGGCUGCUGCUGUUGGCUCUGUUAAUGGGUCUGGUGCUGAGAAGAGCCCUAAGCAAGCCCCCCUUCAUCAGGGAGAGACCUCCAAUAGUGCCCCUUCAGAGGAGAAGUACCAAGUAUCCGCCUAAUGACACCUAUCUGAGACCUUCCUCUGAACUCUGCUCUAACCAUGCUUCUACUGCUCUGCUUCAGCCUGAUGCACCCAUGAGUUUGACUGACACUAAAAUCGGAGGCACCAGCAACCACAGCUAUCAGGCUAGCAUGUCUGUACUGCGUGUUCCCAGCCAGAGCCAGCUCAGCCAUGCCUAUUCCCAGAAUUCCUUGCAUCGGAGUGUUAGUCAGCUGAUCGACACGCAGGAUAAGAAAUCUCUGGGCGGUGGAGCAUGGGACGCUGACCUGCACGGCACUGACAGCGGCAUGUAUGUGGGGGAUGAGGAGUUUGGGGAGACGAUUAAAAGCUACAGCUCAGUGAAGAAGGAGCAAACCAUGUUUACAGACACUCACUUGUAAAGUGAUCAUAAACACACACACACACACACACAACUGUGGAAAACAUUCUUGGUAAUAUAGUUUUUCUCCAACCUAUUAUGUAGCUGAGUGAAUAUCAAAUUUACAACAAUAAAAUAAGACAGUGACAGUUAUAACUGAAUACCGUAUAUAUAUAUAAAAUAAUUGGUUUGGAGAUCAUCUUCAUUUGGUUUGUUUGACCAUGACAAAAUAUUGCAGUGGAAUUUAAUUAGAAAUUAGCUGUAUUUCAUAAUGCUGAAUUUCUUUUUUUUUAUUAGUCAGAGAUGUCAUUAGCAUAUUUAUAUGUUGCAGCUAAGUGUUGACUACCUCUGACAUCACCUUAUUGCUUCCGUUUUAAUCCUAGAAUGACUUAUUUAUUUACAUUACAUUCUGCUCAUACUUUCCUUUUAUUUAGUUUAAAAGAAAAGUCUGGUUGAAUAUCAUAUUUUCAAGGUAUCACCCAUUGUCUCUGCUUGCCUAUAUUCAUACUCACAAGCCUUGACCCAGAAGUGUCAGACAUGCACCCCUCGAUUUUUGAGCCAGGUGGAUUUUGAAUAUAAACUUCUAUUCUAUUUAAACAAAUAUAUAAUUAUCUUGCAGCAUUGCUUCAGUCCAUCGUCAU